CUCUCCUGUAGUAAAACUAUUGGAUUAACCAACCGAAUGAUAUUCUAAGAUGGGUCGGCAACCGAGACAACGUCCUAUUUCAUGCCACCUGUGUAGGGUACGGAAGUUGCGCUGCAGUCGCCAGUUCCCAUGCUCCAACUGCACGUCUCGCGGCGUCGUUUGCCAGCAUGAAGGCGUUGCGGUUGCGGCACCUGCGGCUGGAAGCCGGCCGCCGGUAGAGUCUCCUGCUGUCAAGGACAUGUCCACGAUGGACCUCUUGGCCCGGCUGGAACGCCUCGAGAGCAUCGUCGCGGCGCAGGGGAGGGAAAGGACUGAGCCUCCCCCGAGCCAGAGAGAAACGCCCAAGAAUGAGUCUGAGAGGUCGGCGCAUCCAAGCCCUGCCACCGUCUCACGCCCUGUGCCUCCCAGACUCCAGCGUUUGACAGCAGAUGCACUGCAGCUUGAGCGAUCCUGUUCAGAUCAAGUAUUGACGGACUCAUUAAUAUCUGAUCCCAUCAUUUUCCGCACCUGUCCCAUUCGGCUGGCCCCUGGCCAACCGCCCUAUACUUUCCAGAAUCCCUCUUUUCAAAAUAAUCAUGCUCCCUCUAUGGUAGGACCAAUGGACGUCGUGAAGUGCAUCUGGCUGCCGCAGCGAGAUGAGAUGCGCGUUAUACUCCAGAAGUAUAUAGUUGAUAUUUCCUUGUUUUACCACAUUGUCCAUGUCCCCUCACUCCAGAGCCUCGUUGAAGAUAUCUACGCUGGCCUGGAAGCAAACGUCCGCGUUGAUGUUGGCGGCGUGCUGUUACUUCUGAGUAUAUGUGCGAGCACAACGUAUGCGUGGUCGCCUCCCGACGAUAUCAGAUGUUUAUUCGCAAAUUCAGCCGAGGCGAACGGUCAGUCGACAUUUUGGAUCAAGCAAGCUCUGGAUGUCAUCGGCCAUUCUCAAAAAACAGCCCACGCAUCGCUAGAGUGCAUCCAGGGGCUCAUCAUCCUCUUUUUUGUCUUUUGUAAUCACGAGAGCGUCUCAUUUCGUGCCCGUAAUGUCUUUAUGUACGCCAUUUCAAUGGCCACAGAGCUAUUGUUACAUCGUAUCGAUGACCCUACCGCCAGCUCAAUGCCGACGCUUGUUCGAAUGAGUGAGGCAAAAAAGGAAAUCGGUAGAAGGGUCUGGUGGUUUAUGGUUGCAACUGACUGGACGCUUGCUCAAUUCAGUUGUCCACAAGAAGGGGUUUAUCUUAUCCACAAACACCAGAUGGCAGUAAACAAGCCACGGAACACAAACGACGAAGACGUAAUUGAAGGAGUAGAUAUCAUCGACAGACCAGAAACUGAGGCGACUUGUAUGUCGUAUUUCGUCCAGCGCAUCCGCUUAGCAGAAGUUUGUCGGGCUUUGCUAGACCGCACGCCUCUGGGUACACAGGCUUCCGAGUCUAUAGCAUACCAGGACAUACUAGAUGUCGACGCAAAGCUUAACAAGUUCAUCCAGAAUGCACCGAGCUUCUUUUCGGUCAACUACCCUGGCUUGGAUGAACUUCCUGCCACAGAUAUUCGACGCUCACUAUUUAUUACUGCACAGCGCUAUAUGUUGAAUCUACUAGUUCACCGCCAGCUGUGUAAGAUUCAUCUCCCAUAUUUAGCUCAGGGGACCAUCGAUCCGGCGUACGCAUAUUCACGCGAUGCCUGCCUGAGGUCAGCCAGAAUAGUUUUUGAGCUCGAUCAUCAGCUACAAAACGAAAAUUUGCCGUUCUUUAGAUCUCGUCUGAGAUUAUCGAUGGUGCUGCGGAGUGUAUUCCUGGCUAGCAUUGCACUCGUGCUGAAUGCUUGUCUCACAGGUGAUGCAGAGGACACUACAGAAGGAGAGGAUGAGGUGGCCGGGGCAUGGAAAAUUCUGCACGAAGUCCAAGACCAGUUCCCUCCAGCAGCGAAAUUAUUAGAGCUAUCUAUUAAGAUUCUUCGGAAGUACAAGAUCAAGCACCGCGCUCUGGAUCUUUUGCAACAACAAGUCUCGGGGAUAGCUCCCUACAACAAUUCAUUUCCAAUGACACCAGAAUCGGCGAACCAAGAGAUCCGUAUGAGUUCGGUGCAACAAAAUAUCGGCACAGAAACGGAGAAUGUACUGCUUGAGCAGCAUUGGCAGAUGCUGGAAGGAAAGAUGGACUUGAAUACAAUAGAUUGGGAUAAGUUGUUCUGGGGUAUCGACGCACCAUUUAUUUAAUACCAUAUCGUA
Messenger RNA from Trichoderma asperellum CBS 433.97, 2206 nucleotides. RefSeq lists its product as uncharacterized. NCBI's taxonomy places the organism in Eukaryota, Fungi, Ascomycota, Sordariomycetes, Hypocreales, Hypocreaceae. The record is from RefSeq and is a predicted model, not a curated record. Gene Ontology annotation, molecular function: zinc ion binding; DNA binding; DNA-binding transcription factor activity, RNA polymerase II-specific. Gene Ontology annotation, biological process: DNA-templated transcription; regulation of DNA-templated transcription.